Vicugna pacos (alpaca) is the source of this 2607-nucleotide messenger RNA. NCBI's taxonomy places the organism in Eukaryota, Metazoa, Chordata, Mammalia, Artiodactyla, Camelidae. The record is from RefSeq and is a predicted model, not a curated record.
UAAUGGAGGAGAAGACAGAACAUGGAUAGAAAAAAAGUGUGGUGCUUGUUCCAGAAAUAAGUACAAAUGAUGGUAGUUCCUGGAUAUACACUUGGUGCCUUCAUACUUCUGUUGCAUGUUAAAUCUGUGGCUAAUUAUCCCAAUGGAAGGGUAACGAAGUCGUGCCAUGGGAUGAUACCUGAACAUGGUCACCCACAGUCUGACCCUGCUCACAACAUUUCAGUGAGUCAGAUGACAUUCAAGCCAGGAGAUCAGAUCAAAGUUACUUUGUCAGGGCCACCCUUUAAAGGCUUUCUCUUAGAAGCACGUAACGCUGAGGAUUUGAGUGGCCCUCCUGUCGGCUCCUUCACACUGAUUGACAGUCAAAUGUCACAGCUUCUGACCUGUGAAGACACACAGGGAUCAGCAGUGAGUCACACAAAUUCGCAUGAAAAAACAGAAAUUAAAGUCUACUGGAAUGCUCCAAGCAGUGCCCCAAAUCACAUAAAGUUUCUAGCCACAGUCGUGGAGAAGUACAGAAUCUACUGGGUGAAGAUUCCUAGUCCUGUAAUUUCACAGCCAAAUGUACUUCCUUUUACAACACCCGAAGCUGCAGUAGAACCUAUGCCAACAACAUUACCUCCAGCUUCCCAUUUAACCAAAUCAUUCAAUACUUCAGAUUGUGGGAACAAGAAAUUCUGUAUUAGGAGUCCUGAGAACUGCGACCCAGAGAAAGAGCUUGCCUGUGUCUUCUUGUCCUUCACACGCGAUGACCAGUCAGUGAUGGUUGAAAUGAGUGGUCCCAGUAAAGGCUAUCUAUCCUUUGCGUUGUCUCAUGACCAACGGAUGGGUGAUGAUGAUGCUUAUAUGUGCAUUCGUGAAGACCAGACUGUGCGCAUACAACCUGCCCAUUUGGUGGGGCGAAGUCACCCUGUAAUGGACCCCAGGGAUCCCCUUGAGGAUAUGGCUUGGAGGCUGAUGGAUGGUGUUAUGCAGUGCUCUUUCAGAAGGAAUAUUACCCUUCCUGGGGUUAAGAAUAGAUUUGAUCUAAAUGCAAGCUACUACAUAUUUCUAGCUGAUGGUGCAGCUGCUGAUGGGCGAAUUCAUAAGCAUUCUCAGCAACCUUUGAUUACGUAUGAAAAAUACAAUGUGACAGGCUAUCCACAGAACGUAGGAGGAUCUCAUUCUUUACUCCUUCUGAAGGUUCAUGGUGCCUUAAUGUUUGUGGCGUGGAUGACGACCGUUAGCAUAGGUGUCCUGAUUGCACGGUUCUUUAAACCUGUUUGGUCAAAGGCUUUAUUUGGUGAUGCAGCUUGGUUUCAGGUGCAUCGAAUUCUCAUGCUCACUACUUCUGCCCUCACCUUCAUUGCUUUUCUUCUACCUUUCAUUUACAGAAGAGGCUGGAAUUGGCAUGCAGGCUAUCACCCAUACCUUGGUUGUAUCGUGAUGGUGUUAGCAGUUCUUCAGCUUCUCCUGGCAGCCUCCAGACCACCCCUGCAUGACCCAAGAAGGCAAAUGUUUAACUGGACUCACUGGAGUAUGGGAACAGCUGCUAGAAUAAUAGCAGUGGCAGCAAUGUUCCUGGGAAUGGAUUUACCAGGGCUGAAUCUUCCUGGCCCGCAGAAAACCUCUGCAAUGAUUGGAUUUGUAGCCUGGCACGUUGGGGCAGAGAUUGUUCUGGAGAUACAUGCUUACCGGCUCUCUCGAAAAGAUGAAAUAUUGGAUGAUGAUAGAAUUCAGAUCCUCCAGUCAUUUACUGUAGCUGAAGGAGAAGGUCAUGCUUUUAAAAAGAUAGUGUUAGCAAUUUAUGUCUGUGGGAAUUUGACUUUUCUCAUUAUAUUCUUAUCUGCAAUCAACCGUCUGUGAGCGUGUGAAGACUUUGGCUUUUGCAGACCAGGUGAUAAUUAUCAUCAAGCCAAAAAACUCGAUGCCUGUACCAACUGCCUGGAGCAUAUUCAUGAAUUCUAAUUAGGAAGACCAGGCCAUGUCUAUAGAGAAAUUCUGAAGUCUGGUCUUUAAAUGUCAGCGUUCAACAGAGCCUAUGGGCUAUAAACCGAUGUCAAGCCUUUAGGUGUAAUUCUGAGUCUUAAAGGGGAGGUUGUGCUUGAGGAGAAAUAACUCAAAUUUUUUUAUGCUGAAAUUUUAAGGAUGUUAGCAUUUAAGAAAAGAACUAUUUGGAAAAGCAAAAAGAUGUCAUUAAGAUAAAAUGGGGGUUGUAUUAAUGUAAAUGUGGUUUGGACUAGAAAGGUGCUAUGGUACGUUAAAGAAAACAUUUAUUUUUACUAGUUUAUUUAAAUGGUCUCUCUUAGGGAUUUUUGAGAAACUGUAUUUUUCAGUCCGGUUUUUCAGACAUGUGCUUUGUUCCGUGAAUUUCGUUAUUUCUCUGGUAAAGGUGGAAGUGGGGCUAACCCCCUUUCAUUAACAUUUAUACAUAUUAUUAAUAUUAUUAUUUAUUUCUUAGCAAUGAAAUGCAAGUAUGCAUCUUCUGAUUGAACAUCUUUGUAUAUCCCAUGCUCUUAGAUUGGAAGAAUUAAUAUUGUUAAAGUGACCAUACUACCCAAAGCAAUCUACACGUUUAAUGUGAUCCCUAUCAAAUUACCCAUGACAUUUUUCACAGAACUAGAAGAA